Molecule: messenger RNA, 1422 nt
Organism: Osmerus eperlanus (European smelt)
Lineage: Eukaryota; Metazoa; Chordata; Actinopteri; Osmeriformes; Osmeridae
Gene: cxxc4
Product: CXXC finger 4
Exons: 3
Coding region: 577-1422 (281 amino acids)
Cellular component (GO): nucleus
Molecular function (GO): zinc ion binding; methyl-CpG binding
Source: RefSeq, a predicted model, not a curated record
CGCUUCCUCACCUCGGCACCAAAUCAGCCACACACAGCGACAGGAGACAAGGACGGAGCUCGAGCACUAGGAACCACACAAUACACCACGGACCACCAGAGGAAACACCUAAAGCUUCGUUAUUUUGUCCCCACCGCUCCUAAACUUGGGACAGUAAAUCUAUUUUUUUCUUUUUUUGGGGGGGGGACUAAACGAAGCUUUGAUAUCUGUAGUUUUGCACCGUUUUUGUUACUUUUUUUUCCUUUCACAGAUCCGCUCACAAGAAGUCGGUAAAAUGGUCCUUUUGUUUUGAGCGCGCUCGUUCUCUUUCUCGUUCUUUAUGUGCGUCCUCGAGUUGAAGGAUCGUUUUUUUCGCCACCUCGCCUUGCAGUAAUGUGUCGCUCGAUAUUGGCAGACUAGCGUCUGGAAUCGCUUCUCACCGGGAACCCGGGUCUGAACGAACGCCCCAAGAUGUUGACACAGACUCGCUAAGCACCCACGAGAGACCGCGGCCUCCACAACCCCUGACCCCCCUCCCCCUCCUCCCCCCCACCCCCAACACUUCCUGCGAGCUAGCCUCCGCUUCCUCCUUCGACCAUGUCGAACCUCAGCAACGCCCUGUGCAUUGAGAACGCCCAGAAUUCGGACGUGUCCCUCCUGCAGAAGGACUUGCUUCAGGACGGUGGAUUAAGCCAGCUGUUGGAUUACAAUGCCGAGAUGGAACGCUACCGCUCCUUCGCCAACUUCUACAAAAACAACGGAGGAUUCCCGCAGGCCGCCAAAAUCGCCCGCAUCACGACGCCCAUUUUCCCCAGCGCCAGGAUCGGAAUGUCCCCAUGGAACUGCGACAACGCCAUGCUCUGGGGCAGGAAGUCAGCUGCCAUGAACCCUAACAGGACCGGCAUGCACAGGAACGACUCCCACAGGCACGGGAAGCCCGGUUUGUCGCCAGAGACGCUGCAAAUGGCAAAUAAUAAUUUCCUCUCUACCUUAUCCCCCGAACACUGCAGACCUUUAGCCGGGGAAUGCAUGAACAAGCUGAAAUGCGGCGGCGCCGAAGCAGAGAUAAUGAAUCUCCCGGAACGCGUCGGAACUUUUUCCGCCAUCCCGGCUUUAGGGGGCAUCUCAUUACCUCCCGGGGUCAUCGUCAUGACAGCCCUUCACUCCCCCGCAGCCUCCGGUGCCGUCACAGACAGUGCGUUUCAAAUUGCCAAUCUGGCGGACUGCCCGCAGAAUAACUCCUCAGGAUCCGGCGGGGGAGGGGGGAACCCGGCCAAGAAGAAGAGGAAGAGGUGCGGGGUGUGCGCGCCGUGCCGCAGGCUCAUCAACUGUGGCGUGUGCAGCAGCUGUCGAAACCGCAAGACGGGCCACCAGAUAUGCAAGUUCAGGAAAUGCGAGGAGUUGAAGAAAAAGCCUGGUUCCUCGCUCGAGUCACGUUUCUAA